UGGUUAUGAAGUUGCAUUUCUCAGUUGCCUUCCAAAGAAAUGAACAAAAAAGUGAAGUAUAGGAACAAACAACACUAAAAAUGUAAUAUAGAUGAAGAAAGAUGAGUAGAAAUAGAAGUUUCCGUGGGCAAAAGACUAAAUGCUAUUUCUAUCAAAAUUAAAUUAUGGAUCUUCAAAUUUUGAAAAAAAACAACAUCCUCGUUUUUAGACAAAUCGCCAUUAAUUUUCAUCAUCCGACUUUGGUUUCCAAAUACCAUAGUUUAGACGUCUUGUCCUUUUCGAUCGGACUGUCAAAGCCAUAAACAUCCGCUUAUUACAGCAAAUCUGUUUUGUCAUCGUCGAAAACAACGAACUGUAUUUUGAUUCAACCAUUAGCCCUGUUUCCCAAAUCCGAAAUAGCUGUUUCUAACAGAAUAGUUCUUUGAAGUGUUUUUUUUACAUAUAUUUAAUCUCUUGGGGGUGGGAUUAUGCCAUUUACAAAUCGUUUAUACACAGAGUAGAAAUCGAGAGAAAUGGAAAGUGCGGCGAAGGGGAAAGUUUGUGUAACUGGAGGUACUGGAUUUGUAGCUUCAUGGCUGAUCAAGAAGCUUCUUGAAAAUGGCUACUCUGUCACUACCACUGUUAGAGCCGACCCAGAGAAGAGAAAAGACUACAGCUUCUUGACAAAUCUACCCGGAGCAUCAGAAAAGCUGCAAAUAUACCAGGCUGAUCUUCACGACCCGAACAGCUUUGCUCCUGCCAUUGCAGGUUGCAUUGGAGUCUUUCAUCUUGCUACCCCAAUUGAUGUGGAUGACAAAGAACCUGUGGAAUCGUUGACGAGACGAACGAUUGAAGGAACAUUGGGCAUCCUUAAACUUUCUGUAGAUUCGAAAACAGUAAGGCGAGUUGUAUACACUUCCAGUGCGGCCACCAUGCAGUUUAAUCACCAUAAAGUAGACUUCUUGGAUGAGAACUGUUGGAGUGACAUUGAUUAUAUCAAUAAUAUUGCACCGUUGGGAAGAUCAUACCCGAUUUCCAAGACUUUAACCGAGAAAGCAGUUCUCGAGUUCUCUCAGCAAUAUGGAUUAGAAGUUGUCACUGUCCUUCCAACGUAUGUCGUCGGUCCCUUCAUUUGUCCUAAAAUUCCCGGCUCUGUUCAUGUGAUACUGUCUCUGAUAUUAGGUAAUGAAUCAGAGUAUGGUUUGAUCUUGAAAUCAAACAUGGUGCAUGUGGAUGAUGUGGCAAGAGCACACAUUUAUCUAUUUGAACAUCCGAGUGCAAGUGGGCGAUAUGUUUGUUCUUCUCACAUAAUCACAUUGGAAGAAUUGGCUAACUUCUUUUCUGCCAAGUACCCAGAAUUUCAGAUACCAUCUCCUGAGUCUUUGAAAGAUGUCAAAGGCUACAUAUUCACUGAUGUCUCAUCAAAGAAGCUUUUGGAUGCUGGUUUUCAAUACAAGUAUGGUAUCGAAGAAAUGCUUGAUGGAGCAAUCGAAAGCUGCAAAGAGAAGGGUUAUCUCUAGCUCGUGUUUUUGUAUUAUUAUAUAUGAAACAAAGGAGAAGUAAACAUGGAAAUAAUGUUGAUCAAAGUUCUUGAUUGCAAAGUUUGAUGUGGUUAAUUUCUAUAGGCGCUUUGGAUGAUACAAAAUUUGUAUGUUACAAUUGGCUUUGAAGUAGUUCCUAUUUCUGUUUAGCAUAGUCUGUUUUCUUCUGAAAACAUAUGUAUUUUUAUUAGUGAUGGGUUCUGAAGCAUGGAACUGCUGUGUACUUCGAAUUUAUUUUUAUACUGAUCCUCAGUCUUUGAAAUCCA
This is a messenger RNA of Cucumis melo (muskmelon), 1786 nucleotides long. Its product is annotated as vestitone reductase-like. The transcript has 4 exons. Gene Ontology annotation, molecular function: oxidoreductase activity, acting on the CH-OH group of donors, NAD or NADP as acceptor. Lineage: Eukaryota; Viridiplantae; Streptophyta; Magnoliopsida; Cucurbitales; Cucurbitaceae. Bases 513 to 1499 code for a protein of 328 amino acids. The record is from RefSeq and is a predicted model, not a curated record.